Aplysia californica (California sea hare) is the source of this 7218-nucleotide messenger RNA. RefSeq names its product transforming acidic coiled-coil-containing protein 3. The transcript is spliced from 16 exons. Gene Ontology annotation, cellular component: cytoplasm. The record is from RefSeq and is a predicted model, not a curated record. The coding region runs from base 183 to 4415 and encodes 1410 amino acids. Gene Ontology annotation, biological process: cell population proliferation; mitotic spindle organization. NCBI's taxonomy places the organism in Eukaryota, Metazoa, Mollusca, Gastropoda, Aplysiida, Aplysiidae.
AGUCUACUCUACUCUUCAAGCAAUGCAGACGGCGUAGAUCUAGAUUAAGAGGCGAGCUCGUAACAUUAAAACUAAAUUCUAGUCCUUACUUCAAUUAGAUCUAGCGUGGAUCAAAACCCCUGUCAUCACUGAUCAGACACAUUUGUACCCAAGGCCAAGGCGAGAAAAUCUGCGGGUGAGAAAUGGAGAUACCAACUGAUGAGAAUGCUCUUGAAAAUCUCCCCAAAGUCUACUCUCUUGAAAGAGCCUCCAACCCAUGCAAGUCUCCAUUGAAACCAGUCAAUGAUGAAAGACGUCUUACUGGUACUCCAAGGACCCAAGAGAAAGAUAACAAGACGCCAACAUCAUCACCGUUCACGUACAUCCGGCAACUAGAUUCUGCUGAGCGUUGGAUCGAGCGUACCAGCAUAGUGACCAAACAAGAUCAUGCUUUGAAUCUUGAGCAUGCUAAGGAUAUUCUUGAUACUUUGAUUUCAUCACUCCCUGUAUAUGAACAAGCUAAUAAGUGGCUCUCUGACGCUGCUGUGAAUGGCGACUCUCCAAGGCCGCGUCCUGUUGACAAACCAGCAGCACAACAGACUGCCUCAGCAGUGGAUGAGCUGGCGUCUCUGUUUGGAGAGCUGGACAUCACACCAAAGUCUGUAGAGUCACCUCAGGCUGGAACUACACAGACAGAAGUUGUGAACCAAAAUGUUCUCCCAGGGGCCAACUUGGGGACAGCACAAACAACACAACUUGAAGCAGAUGACAGUUUUCACUCUGCAUUAGAUGAAGAUGAUGACGCUCUGCAACUUCAAGAAGAGAAUUGUGAGCCAGAACAGGCACAUUCUUCCCCUGCUGAAAUGUCUGUAGAGUCAGGCCAAGAUCCUUUUAAAUGCAGUAAACAGUUGAUGAAUUCCCCUACAGUUACACCUUUGUCUGUUUCAGACAGUUUUAGACCAUCCGAAGCUAACAGUUUAGAAGCAAAACCUACUGAGACAGAAAACUCGUCUGAACAUGAAAAGGAAGAGGAUUCAACUUCUGCACAUUCUUCUCCAGAUGCUGACAAUGAAAUUCAAAUAACUCCAGUUAAUGAGAGAACUGAAUCAUCUGAAAUCAGUAAACCACAUAAGGAAGCAAUUGAUUCUUCAAUUCAUCCUCAAAUUACGCCUGAAUGUGCUGAAAUCGCAACUGAGAACUCUGAGGUCUUCACUGAUAACCCCUUUCAGUGUCGCAAACAAUUGCAAAAUUCACCAGUUCUCUCUAAGUCUGCUUCUCCAGACAAUGUAGCAUUGGUCCAAGACUCUGUGCUGAAUACUUCCUCUGAUGGGGUGCUUAAAGUGCCAUUUGAGCCAGAAAGUGAGUCGGUAAUUUCCCCUUCAGCCCUGGUUCUUGAGAACAUCAGAGAUGUUUGUGGUGAAGAUACAGCGGACCUAACAGUUGACCCUUUUAAACCUUCCCAUCAAGUUGCCAAUUCACCAGCAGUUUGUGACAGGCAGACAGGAAGUCUUGAACAAGAGGAGCUUCAUGGUCAAGUCCUCGGGGUGGACAGGUUGCAGACUACUAGUGCUGCUGAAAGUACACAUGAUGAGGUCAAAGAAGAAACCAUUUCCCCUCCAACGCUUGCCCCUGAGACUGAGUCAUCUGGGAAAGUGGAAACUGCGAGUGGCCUGGAUAUCAAUCCAUUUGAGACAAAAUCUCAAGUAGCAAACUCCCUUAUUUUUAACAAGGCAACAGAAGAUGGUAAUGGAAUAGAAUGCGACUCUUCUUCCUUGAGUAGUACAACACUAAUCAAUGAAACAAAUUUAGCUGACCAGGAAGAAACUCUGCUUGAUGUCAAUCCAUUUGAGACAAAAACUCAGUUAGCAAAUUCUCCUGUUCCGGGUGAGACAUUGAAAGACAAUGAUGGAAAAGAAAGUUAUGCCUCUUCCCACUUCAGUACAAUGGAAUGCAGUAAAACAGAAUCACCUGCUCAGGAGACAGUGCAGGGCUUAGAUGUCAACCCAUUUGAGACAAAAAGUCAAUUAGCAAACUCUCCUAUCCCCAGUAAAAUCUCAGGAGGUGGGGAUGAAAAAGAGGUUGAUGCUGAUCCAUUUAAGCCAAGAUUUCAGGUUGCUAACUCACCAGUUUUGCAAGAAACAAGCACUGAUUCUUCAACACCACAAGAUGCUGGAGUUGCAGAAGCAAAUACUGAUACUGAAAUAUCUUUACAACAAAGUUCCCAUAAUUCAAACCUCUCCCCACCAGAAAAGGACAAGAAAAUGGAGACAGAUGUCAUCAGUAUUCCUGCUUGUCCAGAGAGUACAAAAGGAUCCCAGUGUUCUGAUAAUAUCCUGGAUACUCCAGAGCCUAGCCAUUUGCCCAAGGCAGUGACUGCUGAGGAUUUGGUGCCAGUUGUUGAAAUGGAUACGACUGGGGCUCAUGUGAAUCUCUCCCACCCAGAGAAGGAACAGACCACAUCCCCAGUUGUUCAAACUCUGUCUUCUGAUUCUGACGAAAGUGCUAUUACAACAGAAAAGAAUGAUGCUGCCAUGGCUGAGGAGAUGGAAGAUACGUCGGAUCCUUUCAAGCCCUCAUCACAACUGACCAAUUCACAUCAUGUUGCAGAUACAAGUCAGGUAUUCUCUCUCCCUUCCUCUGACGCUGAUGUUUCCACCUGCCAGCCUGAAGAUGAUCCGUUUAAAUCAAAAUCUCAACUUCCAAACUCGCCUCAAUUAGUAGAUGACAAUCCGUUCAAAACAAAACGUCAGAUACCAAACUCACCUGUACAAUGUGAUGACAAUCCCUUCAAAACGAAAUCACAACUCGCAAACUCACCUCCACAAACAGUUGUUGAGUCACAGGAAAACCAAACUGAUGUCAGUGCCUCAAGUGACUCUGCUCCUGCUACUUCUGUCUCAGAACAUGUUCCCCCCCAAAAAGAGGAAAGCAUGGAUGUCAGCAAGAAGGAAAAUCCUGGGAAUGUCUCAGUUGAUAAAAUUCAUCAUCUUGAUAAAGCUCCAUCCACACCAUUGUCUCAUGGAAGUACAGCAUCGACUUUAAGGCCUCCUGUAAGCUUACAAUUCGAUAGUAAUCUCGAUGAGAGAUCAGAGGAUGUAGGUCCUACUGAGAAUGCAUAUGGAGCUACUGAAGGCAGUGGAGAAUUGGAUGCCAUCACUGGUGCCAAUGCUCAAAAUGAACCAAAGGGAGAUGGUAUGCCCAAAAAAGAGGACGAAGAACUAUUUGUUCCAGCCACUCAAGCGUUUGCUGAUCCUGCAUUUUUGGAUCAAUUGGAGAAAGCUCACAGUAGCAGUUCAGUGGAUGUAAAGAGAGGUUCUGUUCUGUUGAAGUUUGAUCCUCUUCAAGAGCAUCGGUUGGAAGUAUCUUUUGCCAAACCUUCCAGUCCGGGUCAAGUUCAAAAAGGAACUCGUGUUUCUGAUAUUUUCAAGAAACAGAAUAAGUCCGGAUUCCUUUCCAGUUCAGAUGAAAGUGUCUGUUUGUUCGGCACUCCGCCUAAAGUGUCUAGGAGGAGAACUCUGACUCGACAAAUGCACAGCACUUGCCAGCUGUCCAUAGAAGAAGAAACUCCAGCCAACCAGGUAGACAUGUACUUCGACAUGGACAAUGACGGAGAUGGUAUGGCCUCAAUUUUAUCUGACAACUUGUUACCCGAAGAAAGCAAAGAGGGAAAGUUGGUGGAUGUCGUUGAGAUGCCAAAGUACACAGAAAGUGACUUGAAAAAUAUCCGCAGUAAUUUGACCCUUCAGUAUCAAGAGCUCAUGCUGAAAAAGGAUAGGGAAUUCCAAGAGAGGCUCAAGGAACAGCAGGAAAAGAAUGCAGCCAGACUGGCAGAUGUGGAGAAGGAAAAGACUAGCCUACUGGCCACUGCUGAAGAAGAGAAGGCAAAGCUUAAGGAAGCAAUGGAUAGCUUGACCAAAAAAAAUAAAGCUCAGAAGCAGAGUCUUGGCAAUUCACAGAAACUGAUGAAUGAAUUUGAUGAAAUCAUCAAGCAGCUGACCAAGGACAAAGAGGAGCUGAAUGUGCAGCUGUCCCAGGCAACAAAGCAGGGUGAACUUUACCUCCAAGAUAAUAAAGAACUGGAAAAGUCUUUUGAUGACCUCUUACAUCGCUAUGACAAACUGAAGGCCACUCUGGAGAAAGCUGCAAAGAAUGAGAAAGUGCUGACACAAGCCGUUCAAGGUGCUCAAGAGAAGUUCAAGAGUGUUCAGGAAACUUCCAAGAAGAUCAAGGACACAGCAAAAACAAAGCUAUCAGAGCAAGAAGAGAAGUAUAACAAAUUAGAGACAUCCAGCAAGGCUGAAAUCACAAGGCUUGAGGCAGCUUUGAAGAGAAAAGAAAUGGAUGUGACAAGACUGGAAUCAACAUUGCAACAAAAGGUGGCCGAAAACAAGGAGCUCACUGACCUGUGUGAUUCUCUGAUCAGCAAAGUGUCUUAAUGGGGUUGUUCUUUGUUUUUGUUGGGUUUUUUCUAUAAAUAAUAUUCAUUUUCUUGGUUUGUAAGUUGACAGUUUUGUUUUGUAUUUACAUGUACAUAUUAUUCAUCAUUGUGAUUUGUUGUUCCCAUACAGUUUACUUGUUCUCAUUAGCAAAUCAGCAUCAAAAGAUGCUGCUAACCUCAACAUUUUUUUCUGCUAUUUAGAAAAAGAGGUCAUUGAUCUGGACUUCAGAAAAUGUAUAUUCCAGAAUUUUUCUCUGCAUUUGUUUGAAAUUUGAAGCAAGAAAAUGGGAGAGAUAUUGACGAUAGUCUUCUGUUAUCAUAUCAUGUCUUUAUCAUCAUGUUUUCUUAGGAUAUUCAUUAAUAAUUAUUAUCUUGAGCUUCUGUCUAGUGGAACAAAAGUUAUAUGUAUGGUGUGAUGGUUAGGCUCUUUGCCUUGAUAGCUGAAUACAUUAAUCUCCGCCUAAGAUCCCAGUCGUUGGGAGAAAGGAAAAUGCGAGGUAUUUGGAGAACGGGAUCUUACCCUACGCACCAAGGGGAGAAUCCACAGUGACUCAUGAUCAGGUCCACUAUCUGUGAAAUGAUUCUGCUUUACUCGGAAAUGAACUGGCAUGACCCUGGGGUGGGUUUAUGACUCAUGAUGAGGAAAGAGUGGGCAAUGUUGAUGACCAAUCACUAUUGCAUGAGGCUUGCAAUUUCCACUUAUUCAACCACGAGUCUCAAGAUCUACGUCUAUCUUGUUGCUCCUCCCCUGUACCUGUCCAAGAUUUACAGCUUUCUAUCUCUAAGAGAGUUCCCCCGCCUCUAUUGCGUUUUGACCGCUCCAAUUAAAAUUCAGUCUCUCUAGAAACUGCUGCUGUGAUCCCACUUUGUGCGGUCAUGUAGGCCCUACCUACACGUGUAUGGUGUACGACCAGGUGGUGAGCUCAUAUGCUGGUGAGGUGUUUGAGGAAAACAAAGACAUCUGUGUGAUCCUGUCUGGGGCAAACAUUGUACCGUUUCAUCGAGAUUUAUAACGGAGCUGUGAUCACAUUCACGAUGCGGGCAAUACAAUGAUCACUAAAUUUUCACUGCUUGGUUGAUUAACUGCGCCCGCCCAGGUUUUUGUUUCGUAAAUUAUUAUCUGAAAUGCGGGAUCAUAGGGAUGAUUUUUGUGUAGUAUAAAUUAUGUUUUCUUAAAACAAUAGGAUCUUUAUCCAACCGAGAUCAUAAACGGUGGGAUCUUAGGGAGAGACUACUGUAUAUACAUGAGGUCAUUUCGCAUGUGGCCGUGAUUAUUUUGUCUUACUACUCGGACUUGGUGUCCCACUCUGCCUGGAGUGGCUCUGACUGGCAUGGAUGAAGCAGUCCGUCUUUUUAAUGAUCUUGAUUGUGGCGAUGGAGGCAUAAAAGAUUGUAUAAAGUACUUUUUGGAUUUUGUUUUUCUCGUAAUUCCCAACAUUUUUCAUUUUUAACAUAAAGUGCUCUGGUGGUUUCAAUGCAGAUUUUUAUUGUGAAUAAGACAUGCAUUAAAAAUAUGUAACUGUUUUUUUUCUACUACAAAUCAAAUGUACAAGUCAAGCAUGUUGGACUUGAGCAUUCGUAGUAUGAAAUGUUGGAUAACUCGUUGACUUAAAGUCUGGUGAAGCGAAUUCAAGUGAAUUGUGCUUCAUUGUGUUACUUAGCUUUCAGUUUAUAAGAGAACCUGGAAGGCAAGGCAAAUUAUGUUAUAGGCUAUGCAUGCAUUGCUAUCUUAAGUCAUUGUGUGCCUUUUUUCUUUAAACUUAAACUUGAGUUGUGUUUACGCCCCCAUCAGCACAAUUUAGAUCAUUAAAGAGGUGAUUGUCUUCUAUGUGAUAUAGCUGACAACGCAGAUUUGUUUGUAACAAAUGAGUUUCUUUCAAAUGGCACCACCAUAUGUAACCCUCUCUUUGAUCUUGUCAUUUACUUGUCACCCUCAGAGAAGAGGCUGUGUGGAAAGUGCAUUCUAGUAGUACUGGUGCUUGUGAAUGUAUUGUGAUUACCACUAUUGUAGAGUCCGCUUAAACCAAAAUCUGCGGGACUCCCAGAUUCACUUCGGAUCAGCCCUGUUUUCAGUUCAGAGAGAUUGCCCAAAUUAAUAGUGAAUAGUAAAAAAAAUAGGAUUCUAUUUUCUUUUUGGUUUUCCGCUGUGUUUGGUUUAAGUGGACUCCAGUGUAUAACUAUAUUUUGCAUUUUGUUUUUUGAAUUAUGUUAUUCAGUCUUAACUGUUGCCUUUUUGGUCUUCGUCCAGUUUGAGACAGCUUGCCCGCACAUUUGAUUCAUUUUUAAGUAUGCUAUGAAUUAUGAAAAUGCUGAUGAUUUGUAAAUCAAUAUCAUAUCUCCCAAGUCCUUCCUUUACUUCUGUCUAUCAUUUGCUUCUGUGGAUGCUACACUUGACUACUAUUGAUAUAUUAUGCUUCUGCUUGUCUUGAACCACUUCCACUUUCAUUCUAUUAUGUCACCUAUCUCUGAGUAAUUGAAUGUGUUGUGUUUUGUUUUGUUCCUCACAUCACACCCAAGCUUCUCACCUACAUGAUGUUGCUUGUAGUUUUUGUUAUGUUCUUAUGUUUACUUUUCACAUUGUCUUGAUCUAAAUCAAAAUGAUCAAACUGUUCCAUCUUUUACUGACUAUCCCAGAUUUCUAACUGACCAUUUGUGUGUUUAUGAAACCCUUGGCCUUGAUCUAAAAUCAGUGCACACCGUUUGAAACCACCUGUUACACAUUCUUGUGCCUUAUGUAAAUCUAUUUUUUUCCACUGUCUUGGAACUUUAUUAAAUUAUCAAUAAAGCCAUCUUCAUUCUAA